AUGGGCCAUCACUCGUGCUGCGACAAGCAAAAGGUGAAGAGAGGGCUUUGGUCACCGGAAGAAGACCAAAAGCUCAUCAACUACAUCAACACAUAUGGCCAUGGAUGCUGGAGCUCUAGAUGUGGAAAGAGUUGUAGAUUAAGAUGGAUAAAUUAUUUAAGACCUGAUCUUAAACGUGGAAGUUUCUCUUCUCAAGAAGCUGCUCUUAUCAUUGAGCUUCAUAGGCUUCUUGGUAAUAGAUGGGCUCAGAUUGCUAAACAUCUACCUGGAAGAACAGAUAACGAGGUCAAGAAUUUCUGGAACUCAAGCAUAAAAAAGAAGCUCAUGUCUCACCAUUAUCAUGGUCACAAUCUUCAUCAUCAUAUCUCCUCAAUGGCGAGUUUGCUCACUAACCUUCCUUAUCACAACGGAUUCAAUACUACUAAUGGAGACGAUGAAGGUUCAAGAUUCAUGUCAAAUAUCAUCACAAACACUAACCCUAAUUUCAUCACUCCAAGUCACCUCUCUCUCCUUUCUCCUCAAGUUAUGGCCCCAUUGAUGUUCCCAACCUCUAGAGAAGGAGAUUUCAAGUUUUUAUCAACUACCAACACAAACCAAUCUCAUCAAGACAACAACCUCGACAUUUAUGAUAAUGAUUCCCAGUUGCCAUCACUACCAGAUCUCCCAGCGAGUACCAUUUCCACUUUUCAAGAAACCCUUCAAGAUUACGAUGAUGCUAAUGAACUCAACGUGUUUGUAACACCAUACAACGAUGGUGGUCAUCAUGAUGAUCCUCGGAGCAUUUCAUUGGUGGCCACGAAGUUAUUAUGUGGACAAGUUCUUGAAGUACGUCAUCACUUAAGCAAACCCUACUCCAACAUGGGAUUCCUAGACAUGGGUACGUAG
This is a messenger RNA of Eruca vesicaria subsp. sativa (arugula), 885 nucleotides long. Lineage: Eukaryota; Viridiplantae; Streptophyta; Magnoliopsida; Brassicales; Brassicaceae. The record is from the annotation of a GenBank genome assembly.